Messenger RNA from Paralichthys olivaceus (Japanese flounder), 1340 nucleotides. Its product is annotated as syndecan-1-like. Lineage: Eukaryota; Metazoa; Chordata; Actinopteri; Pleuronectiformes; Paralichthyidae. Gene Ontology annotation, biological process: cell migration. The record is from RefSeq and is a predicted model, not a curated record. Gene Ontology annotation, cellular component: cell surface; membrane.
UGACAGUGGGCGUGGUCACUGUGUGUGUGUGCGCGUGCGUCAGCAGUCUGAAAACACCUGAGGUAUGUGGAGGUUGUUUGUGUGUGUGUGAGGGGAACAAACACACUUGUGACUGAAGCUCACCUGAAACAUGAGCAGAACUCUCACCGCAGCUCUGAUCGUCUCCCUGCUCUCCACACUUCCGGUCAGGACGUCGAUUUCCAAAGGUCCUGAAGACUUGGAGGGAUCAGGCUAUGACCUGAUCACGUCUGGUUAUGGUUCAGGGGAUGGGUCAGAGCAAGUGUCAUCAGAGGAAGAUACAAUCAUGGAUCAUCCCGGAACACUGUGGCCUGACAGAGACGUGAGGUCAGGAUACACUAUGGUGUCAAACAGUAUGAGCUUCUUGGAGAACAAACAGAUCGUUGCAGGCAUUAUCGCAGGAGGAAUAACAGGGCUAAUACUGGCUGUGAUGGUGAUGACAAUAUUAAUCUACAGGUGGUGCAACAAAGAUAAUGGAGGAUACAUUCAGGGCCAGCAGAAAGGGAACAAGAUGAUUAACUCUCUACACUUUUGAUAAACUAUCUCACCGAUAUUAAUCUUUCCCGACAUCUGGAGCUACAGCUAAUGUAUUCUGUCCUCAGAUGUUUGGUGGUGAGAGUGAAGGUGCAGAAUGCAAGUGUAUCUGCUCUUUAUUGCUUAAUUUAUUUAUCGAUUGGGUAACAAGAAUUGUCUUCUAAGACUUGAUGACUAUUACGUUGUGUAUAUUUUAUUUAGAAACUGCUGCAGCUACCGUUGAGGCCAUUUAUUUUGUAUUUUAAGAGAUAUUAUGUUUUUACAAAUAUUGUAUGUGUGGAACUCAGAUGCUGGGAAUAAUCUUACUAGUCUACUUGUGGCCUUUACAAAAAUACAGCUAUAUUUGAAUCUUUUAUUAUUUAUCUGUCAGCACACAUUUAUGUAGCACUUUAACUUAAACUACUAAAACCCGGAGUCACAUUUGUCAUAAAAUGACAUUUUGACAUGUCAUAAUAGGAAAGAGCACAGGUGUAAAUAAUAGAAUAAUAAUAAAUAUUCCAUGUAUCUGUUUGAGUUUGGGGCUCCUGGUGUUUGUUGGAUCACUGUCGUUCUGUUGUUUGUGUUAUAAAUAGUCUGAUCUGCAAUAGGACCUGUUGAUAUCUUGCCUCUCAAAGCUACAUUCCGGAUUAAUAAAGGAUGAAACUGGUAUAAGAUUGUGAACUAAACAUUAUUUACAAUACCGAGGGGAUGAUAAUUAGAUGCUGUAAUGUUGUAUUGACUACUCUCUGUAUAACUGCCAUAAAAUAUGAAAUAUUUUUGUAUUGGAUGAUUCCAAAUAAAUUCGCUUU